Molecule: messenger RNA, 6948 nt
Organism: Lethenteron reissneri (Far Eastern brook lamprey)
Lineage: Eukaryota; Metazoa; Chordata; Hyperoartia; Petromyzontiformes; Petromyzontidae
Product: dysferlin-like
Biological process (GO): plasma membrane organization
Cellular component (GO): membrane
Source: RefSeq, a predicted model, not a curated record
UCUCCUGCCCACAGUCAGCUGCAAGUGUGUAGUCAGUGCUACACACAAGCAUGCACAGGGAGACGCCGGCAAGCACAAACGCGGGCACAGAGUGGAUUGUUAUCUCGCCUCUUUGGGGAGGCGCACCCGGCCGGUGAGAGACGGCGACCUGCCCUGCUUCCAGCUGCCAUGCUCCGACUUGCUAUCCGCUCGGCCGCCAACCUGCCCAACGUGGAAUGGUCUGGCCGGCAGAGCGACCCCGUAGCCAGUGUGGUCUUCCAAGGUGUUAAGCGCAAGACUCGCGUCAUCUCCAAUGACCUCAACCCAGUGUGGAAUGAGACCUUUGAAUGGGACCUCAAGGGCGCCACCUUGGACCCUGCAUCUGAGAUUCAUAUUGUCAUCAAGGACCAUGAGAAGAUUGGUUCAAACAGGUUUCUCGGCGAUGCCACGCUGCCCCUAAAGGACCUCCUGUUUGCACCCAACUUUUGUGCAACUCAUGAACUGCCCUUGCUGGACAUGAAGAAGCAAAACAAUGGGGCCACAGUGAAUCUGCAGGUUUGCUAUUUACCCCCGCCCGGCUCCACUCCGGCGCCCACCGUUCGACCUUCAGCCAUGAGAAGCUCUGGGCCAGACGGGGGAGUGCAAAUAGGGAACGACGUGGACGACGAGGACGAGGAGGAUGAGGAGGGAGCAGGUGAUGAGGAGCAUCAGCAGCAGGGCCCUGCUGCGGGAGUCCCUGCAGGGCAGGCGGCGGGGGCUGCGCGAGCCGGCGGAGCGGAGCGGCCGCCCGCUCGCGCCCCGCGACGCCGCUCCACGAAGUCGUCCUCCACUCGCGCCGUCUCCAGGAAGCCGCGGGACUUCCAGGUACGAAUUCGGGUGAUCGAGGCUCGCCAGCUGCCUGGCAACAACAUCAAGCCGGUCGUCAAGGUGACGGUGGCAGGGCAGUCGAAACGCACCCGAAUCAGGAAGGGGAACAACCCUUUCUUUGACGAGACUUUCUUCUUCAACUUUCACCAGUCUUCGGCGGAACUGUUUGACGAGUUGAUUUACUUCAAGGUGCUGCACUCCCACUCCCUGCGGGCAGAUUCUGAGAUCGGCACGUUCAAGCUUGAUGUUGGUACUGUCUACGAUGAACCAAGACACACGUUCCAGCGAAAGUGGCUGCUGCUCUGUGACCCAGAGGAUCUGAGCUCCGGUGCCAAGGGCUAUUUGAAGGUGACCCUCCUGGUGCUGGGAGCUGGGGAUGAACCUCCGGAGGACCGCAGCGAAGCGGUGGAGGAGAGGGAGGACAUUGAGAACAACCUUCUGAGACCAGCCGGCGUCUCACUGAGAGGGGCUUUUCUCACUCUGCGUGCCUACCGGGCUGAGGAUGUGCCCCAGAUGGACGACGCUGUGCUGGACACCGUGAAGCAGAUCUUUGGGUUCGACAGCAACAAGAAGAACCUCGUGGACCCUUACCUGGAAGUCAGCUUUGCUGGGAAAACGCUCUGCACAAAGAUUAUUGAGAAGAAUGCCAACCCCGAGUGGAAUCAGGCCAUUAGCUUUCCCAUCCGGUUCCCCUCGAUGUGUGAGCGGCUCCGCAUCACGCUGUACGACUGGGACCGGCUGACUCACAAUGAUGCGGUGGGGACGGCCUUCCUGUCCAUGUCUCAGAUCUCUUGUCCCGGCGGCAAUGAGCCAGAGGACGAGGGUACUGGUUUCCUGCCCACAUAUGGACCUUGCUUCAUCAACCUGUACGGCAGCCCCCGUGAAUUCACCGGCUUCCCUGACCCAUAUGAGGAGCUCAACUUUGGCAAGGGGGAGGGUGUGGCCUACAGAGGCCGCAUCUUGGUCGAGUUGACAACGAAGCUGGAGGACCACAUCAAUAACAAGGUGGAGCCCAUCCCAAGCGACGAUCUCCUGCGUGUGGAGAAGUACCUGCGCCGCCGACGCUACAACCUGUGCGCCACCUUCUACUCGGCGACCAUGCUGCGCGAGGUCAACGAGCCCAUCCAGUUCGAGGUCAGCAUCGGCAACUACGGCAACAAGUACGACGUGACCUGCCCGCCGCUCGCCUCCACCACGCAGUACAGCCGCGCGGUGUUUGACGGCUGCAGCAGCUACUACCUGCCUUGGGGGAAUAUAAAGCCGGUGGUGACGCUCACGUCCUACUGGGAGGACGUUGGCCAUCGGUUGGAGGCCCUCAACAUCCUCCUGCACACCCAGCGCCGCCUGGAGGUGAACAUCGGCCGGGUGCGGGCGACUCUGCAGGCGCGGGAGCCCGUGGAGGCGGUGGCGGUCAGCUGGCUGCACGCCAUCGACACGCUCAUCGAGGACUGCAGCCAGGCCCUGCCGGAGAUCACGGAGCGGCCCAACGUCACUCCGCUGGACCGUGAGGUGUGGCGCGCACGCUCCGCCACGCUCGCGCUCAUCCUGCGCUCGGCUCAGCGCCUGCGAGAGGAGGCGACGCGCGUCGAGGAGACGCUGUCCGAGCUCGACGAUUGGCUCGAGCGGAUCACAGAGCUGACGCAGGAGCCCCAGAACAGCAUUCCGGAUGUGGUGGUUUGGAUGCUACGUGGAGACCGGCGGGUGGCGUUCGCACGCAUCCCGGCCCACGAGGUGAUGCACUCCUCACUGGGGCCCCACGCCUGCGGCAAGAACUGUGGCAUCACUCAGACCAUCGUUCUCAAGUACCCCCAGGACACGCAAGGGUUCAAGAUACCGGGCCAAGUGCGAAUGCGCAUCUGGCUCAGCCUCGCCGUCGACUCUAAGAGCUUCAACGAGACGAGCGAGGGCAAGCUGGCGGUGUUCGCCGAGACCUAUGAGAACCAGACGCGGCUGGCGCUCGUGGGUGGCUGGGGCACCACGGGGCUCACGCGGCACAAGUUCUCUGACGUCACAGGGCACAUCAAGCUGCCCAUGCACAGCUUCCUGCCGCCGCUCGGCUGGCAGUGGGAUGGAGACUGGUUUGUCAGCCCGGAGCGCAGCCUCCUGCACGAGGCCGAUGCGGGCCACAUGGAGUUCACGGAUGAAGUGUUUGAGAACAACCUCCGCCUCCCCGGGGGACAGUGGCGAGCGCUUUCUGACAACUACACGGACGUGAAUGGAGAGAAGCUGCCACCGCUCGCGGACAUCGAGUGUCCUGCCGGCUGGUUCUGGGAGGAGGCUUGGACGGUGGACACCAAACGUGCCGUUGACGAGAGUGGCUGGGAGUACGGGGUGACCAUCCCCCCGGACUCACGGCCCCGGGCCUGGGUGCCGGCGGAGAAGAUGUACCACACCAACCGGAGACGCCGUUGGGCCAGGGCGCGCAGGAGGGACACCCGCAAGGCCGCCAAGCUGCCCAGGCUCAAGCCCGAGGAGCAGGGCGAGGGCUGGGAGUAUGCGUCGCUCUUCGGCUGGCGCUACCACCUGGAGAUACGCAAGACGGACACGUCGCGGCGCCGCCGCUGGAGGAGGCAGAUGGAGCCGAGCGAGAGGCACGGGCCUAGCGCUGUCUUCCAGCUGGAGGGAGCAUUGGUGGACAGCACGUGGGAUGAUGACGAAGGAAAGAAGGUCUCCAAGCCUGUGCUCGGAGUCAGCUCCCCCACCAUUUCUUGCAUCUUUGAGCAGGGCUACCGGUACCACCUGCGAUGCUACCUCUACCAGGCGCGUGAGCUCAUUGCUCUGGACAAGGACAGCUUCUCAGACCCGUACGCCGUGGCGUCGUUUCUGCAUCAGUCUCAGAAGUCGGCCACGGUGCGUGGCUCCCUCAACCCGACGUGGGACCAGACGCUGGUCUUCCAGGAGGUGGAGAUCUACGGGGACCCCAAUGUCACGGCCAUCAACCCUCCCCACAUCAUCAUCGAGAUAUUCGAUCAGGACUCCUACGGAGCUGACGAGUUCAUGGGCCGCUGUACGGUCGCUCCCGCCGUGGCGCCCUCUCCCAGCGACCGCGUGGCUCCGCAUCUCGCCUGGGUCCCUGUCAUGCGGAGCGGCCGCGAGAGCGGAGAGCUGCUGGUGGCCUGUGAGCUCGUUCGCUACGACAAGGCCUUCUCCUGUGGAUUUCAAGGCCUUGAGCGGACCGGUGCCAUGUUCUCGGUGCUGUCCGACCCGUCGGGCUAUGAAGCGGACGCAUUGUGCACACUGCGCAUCAACCAAGAAGCGCCGGAGGAGUCGGAGCUGGAGUACCCUCCGCCACUGCCGGGGACCAACCUCUACAUGGUGCCACCCGGCAUCAAGCCAGCCCUGCAGCGCACGGCCAUCGAGAUCCUGGCGUGGGGGGUGCGUAGCGUGAAGAGCUACCAGCUGUCGUCGGUGUCGUGCCCCAGCCUCCUGGUGGAGUGCGGGGACCAGGUGGUGCAGUCGACCGCCAUCCGCAACGCCAAGAAGAACCCCAACUUCGACCAGCCCGUGCUCUUCAUGGAUGUGAGGAUGGCAGUUGAAGGCUGCUACGCACCUCCCGUCACCAUCAAGUUGCUGGACAACCGUCCGUUUGGGCGACGGCCGGUGGUAGGUCAACUCACGAUCCGCUCCCUGCAGGAGUUCUUCUGUGACCCCUACCGGGCUCCAGACCGAGUACCCAGAUCCCCCGUCGCUGCCGACUCGGCCCACUCGAGCCCAAUGGACACCGUUAUCGAGGUGGACGACUGCAAGCCUCUGAUCAAGGGUGCAGAUAAUUCAUCCGCAGGCCUGGGCUCAGUCUAUGGGGGCACAACUUCGUACUCUGAGGAAGACUCCGUGGACUGGUGGUGCAAGUUUUACGCGUCGAUUGGGGAAAGUGAGAAGUCUGGCUCCUACCUGCAGAAGGGUUACGACACGAUAAAGGUGUACGACACCGAACUGGAGAAGGUGGACAAGUUCGGGGGCCUCACUGACUUCUGCAAAACCUUCACGCUCUACCGGGGCAAGGCGUCCGGGGAGGAGGACGACCCGACCCCCGUGGGAGAGUUCAAGGGCUCGUUCCGGAUCUACCGCCUGCCCGAGGAGCAGGACGCGCCCUUCCCGCCCCGACAGUUCUCCCAGCUGCCCCCCAGCGGACCCCAGGAGUGCCAGGUGCGGGUCUACGUGGUGAGAGCCCUGGACCUGCAGCCCAAGGACUCCAAUGGAAAGUGCGACCCAUACGUGCGGAUCACCUUGGGCAAGAAGUCGGUGGACGACGCGGACCAUUACAUCCCCAACACUCUCAACCCCGUGUUUGGCCGGGUGUUCGAGGUGACGUGCGUCCUGCCCCUGGAGAAGGACCUCCACGUGGGGCUCUACGACUACGACCUGCUCUCCCGCGAUCAGAACAUCGGCGAGACGGUCAUCGACCUGGAGAACAGAUACCUCUCGCGGCACGGAGCGUGCUGCGGCCUGCCCGCGACUUACUGCGUCUCGGGUCCCACUCACUGGCGGGACUCCCGCCGGCCGAGCCAGCUGCUGGAGGACCACGCCCGGCGGCACAACCUGACGGGGCCCCUGUACCAGGAGGGCUCGCUCACGCUCGGGGACGAUGCCUACACCCUCUCGCAGUUCGAGAGCGAUCGCACCCUGCCUCCAGCCCUGGGUCCAGAAAACGAGCGGCUGGCCCUGUACGCUCUCCGGCAGCAGUGCCUUGUGCCCGAGCACGUGGAGACCCGGCCGCUCUACAACCAUGUCCAGCCCGGGAUCGAGCAGGGCCGGCUUCAGAUGUGGGUGGACAUCUUCCCUAAGGAGCAGGGCCCCCCACCUCCACCAUUUGACAUCACACCCCGCAAGGCCAAGAACUACUUGCUGCGCUGCAUCGUGUGGAACACGAGCGACGUCAUCCUGGACGAGACGAGCAUCACUGGCGAGAGGAUGAGCGACAUCUACGUCAAGGGGUGGCUGGCAGGGCAGGAGGAUUGCCGCCAGAAGACGGACGUGCACUACCGCUCGCUGGGCGGGGAGGGAAACUUCAACUGGCGCUUCACUUUCCCCUUCAGCUACCUGCCGGCCGAGCAGCUCUGUCUGCUCACCUCAAGGGAACACUUCUGGAGUCUGGACAAGACGGAGAGAAAGGUUCCUCCACGGCUCAUCAUCCAGAUCUGGGACAACGACAGGUUCUCCUACGACGACUACUUGGGGUCGGUGGAGCUGGACCUGCACCGCAUGCUGAAGCCGUCCAAGACGGCUGACAAGUGCACGCUCGAGCGCAUGCUGAGCGGCUCGACCAAGCACGUGUCUCUGUUCCAGCAGAAGAGCGUGCGCGGCUGGUGGCCGUGCGUCAUGCAGCAGGGAGACUCGUUUGCCCUCGCGGGCAAGGUGGAGCUGACCAUGGAGAUUUUGUCAGAGCAGGAGGCAGACGAAAAGCCGGCUGGAGUCGGACGUGACGAGCCCAACAUGAACCCGCGCUUGGAGGACCCGAAUCGCCCCGAGACGUCGUUCCUGUGGUUCAGCUCUCCGUGCAAAACGCUGCGCUACAUCGUGUGGAGGAGGUACAAGUGGCUCUUCCUGGGCUCCCUCCUGCUCAUGCUCGUCCUGCUCUUCCUCGCCGUCUUCCUCUACGCCUUCCCGGAAUACCUGGCAAUGAAGAUCGUCAAGCCUUAACUCUGCAUGCUGACGAUGAGAGGGUCAUGGGGUUGGGUGAUGAACUGAGACGUGGACGGGAGCCACUCAACAACGCUUUGCACGAGGGAUUGCUUUUGGACCUCACAUUUCGUCACACCGGCUCGUGGAAAUGAAGGGAAUUCUUAAAAAUCAAGCCCCUACCUCCUCUGCUGGUCGACAGGCUGCAGACACCUUUGUGGGCUCUAGACGCCUUGGAGAAGCUGCAGUGGAUCUCCAGGCCUCACAACUUGGGAAUGUGUUUGCAGUGCGAUGCUUGUUUUUCUGAGAAGAGGUUUUCCCCUUCUUUCUGGCAAUAAAACAGGUGUUGAGAUGUUAAAACACCAAACUGAAACCUUUUACAAGGAAUCCUGUCUGCAAUAACCACAAUAUUUGUAGUCAGAAUGCAAACAAAAAACAUAGUCUGAUAAGAAAUGCAUUCUCUUUUAAACUGAUUGGUCCACA